UUCCUCACCACCUCACAGGCCUGCACCCAGGAGCCCUCCCAGGCCAACUCCUGCCACAGCUCCCUGUUUCCCUGCUUGUUUGGGGCAGGUGCAGGGACACGGAAACUGCCAGGAUCGGCUUGGCUCGCAGCGAAGGCUGGUGACGUCCUCCGAAGGGCUGUCGAUCUCAAAGCCUCACUUUUGACCAUGUGGAGUUUGCCAGCUGCCGUCCAGCUCACCUUUGAUGCCAACCCACUUACCACCAUCCAAAAACUGCUGGCCAGACCCACCAUUGCAAUCAGCCAGGACACUGCCACGGAACAGAGGGAAAACCUGACCUUCUGCUGUAGCACCCAGGAUGCUGACGUUACCAUCCACUGGGUCUUCAACGAUCUCCCCCUGGUGUUCCAUGAGCGCAUGCAGCUGUCCACAGAUGGCAAGACCCUCACCAUCCUCACUGUACAGCGGGAAGACUCUGGGACUUACAAAUGUGAAGCCCAGGCUUUCCACCAGGUCCGGAGCAGUGCUCCCACCUUCCUGACUGUGAACUAUGGUCCUGACCCCUUUGAAAUCAAGUUGGAGUCUGGUGUAUCCAGAGGGGAGGUGGUUGAAGUGAUAGAGGGCUCCACUGUGACCUUCUCUGUGGAAACACAGUCCCAUCCUCCCCCUGCCUAUACCUGGUUUCUCCCCUAUGACUCCAUCCCACCUCCCACCAUGAGUUCGUUCACCAUCCAAGCUGUGUCCCGGGAACAUGAAGGCACGUACAGGUGCUUGGUAUCCAACGGUGCUACCCACCUGCUUCGCCUGGGCGCUCUUACAGUUCGAGUCCUUGAAACGUUGACCAAGCCUCACAUUGUGCCCCCAAGCCUGAAUCUCGUGGAAAAUGCCAGCUCCGUGGCCCUGACCUGCCAGACCCCCCAUGAGGGGGCUGGAGUGUGGCUCCUGAGGGGCCAGGCUCUCCUGCCCAGCGAUCACCUGGUGCUGUCGGCUGACAACAGGAGCCUGGUCAUCCACGGCCUCCGGAGGGACGACACAGGGCCCUAUGAGUGUGAGGUCUGGAACUGGGGCAGCCGGGCACGAAGCGAGCCCUUCAGGCUCACCAUGAGCUACGGCCCUGACCGAGUGGACAUCACCAGCGGGUCUGCGCCCGGGGUGGUCGGCACCGUGGAGGUCGAGCUCAACUCCAGCCUGACCCUGCGGUGCCGGGCGGAGUCCCAGCCGGGCGCUGAGUUUCGCUGGACCCUUGAACAGUCCACCGCUAUGCAUGCGGGGCAGGUGCUGAUCAUCCGGGCCCUGACCUGGGAGCACCAGGGGAUCUACGGCUGCACGGCCUCCAACCCGCUGACCCAGCUGGCCCGCUCUGCCUCGGUCCGGGUCAGAGUGGUAGGUCCCCAGUCAUCCCUGUCUGCAGGAGCCAUUGGUGGCAUUGCUAUCGGGAUCCUGGCUCUCAUUGCCCUGUCCGCAGGGCUGGGCUGUUUCCUCUGCAUCAGAAAUGCCAGACGGUAAAGCUGGGAAUGGGGUAGGAGGUGUGGCCUGCAGGGGGCCUGCCUGGCAGAAGUGUGGCUGACCGUGGUGCUGAGCUGUGUCUGUAGCAACUGGGGAACUCGGGGGGGUUUGGGACAUUGCCCAAGAAUGGACGUGGGAUAUGGGUAGGGCCUGUGAAGAUGGCAAGGACUGGAGGCACACGAGAAUGAGGGAUUUGGGGUUUCAGGUUCUCAAGGGAAAAAGCAGAGGACUCCAUCCAGGAGGCAGCAACACCCACCUCCGAGGAGGAGCCCCAUGCAGAGUCCUGUUCCAAUUGGCUGAGCCCCAUGUAUGCCAAUUUACCCAAACCUCAAGGACAGGUUGGAGUCAAAAAGAUGCUGCCACCAGAUCCCCCAGAGCAGUUUUAUGAGAAGGAGCCACCAUCAGUAACCCCCGGGAAUGAUUCUCAUGGCCCCAGGAAACCAUCGCCCGAAGUUACAUUGGAUCCAUUGGUCCCCACUCUACCGAAAGGAAACGCAGAAUCACACUAUGAGGUGCUUGUGAAUCCAGAACGCAACAUCUACGGCCAAAUCAACCCCUCAGUCUAAUGGAGGGAGAUUUCCCUCCUCCAGAAAUCCUAGAGAAAUCACGCUCAAUCACAUAUUAAUGAAAUUUAUUGGGUGCUUGUUUUAUUCCAGCCAUUG
This is a messenger RNA of Lynx canadensis (Canada lynx), 2147 nucleotides long. RefSeq names its product CEA cell adhesion molecule 20 (gene CEACAM20). The record is from RefSeq and is a predicted model, not a curated record. Gene Ontology annotation, cellular component: cell surface. Gene Ontology annotation, biological process: heterophilic cell-cell adhesion. Lineage: Eukaryota; Metazoa; Chordata; Mammalia; Carnivora; Felidae.